Messenger RNA from Spodoptera litura, 1992 nucleotides. RefSeq names its product phosphatidylinositol glycan anchor biosynthesis class T (gene PIG-T). Gene Ontology annotation, cellular component: GPI-anchor transamidase complex. Lineage: Eukaryota; Metazoa; Arthropoda; Insecta; Lepidoptera; Noctuidae. Gene Ontology annotation, biological process: attachment of GPI anchor to protein. The record is from RefSeq and is a predicted model, not a curated record.
GUUGAAUUGACAAUUUUCCAAGAAGUUCUAUUUAGGAAAAAAAUUAUGUCAGUGUCAAAUAAAUGAAAAUAUAACCUAUUCUAAGGUUGAAGAAAGGAAUUAUAAAUGGAUUUUAUCCGUAGAUUUUUGAGUUACUGUAUUUUUUUUACUUUCUUCUUGUGCGUACGAUGUGAUGAAUUCAAGGAGGAGUUAUUUUUCAAGCCCCUACCGUCGACGCAUCUAUACAGUUAUUUUCAAUUCGUUACUUUAGUGGACAGCGAAGUAUCUUCAUUCCAUUCCCAAUUAGCUCCCCGGUCUUUGGCUGAAGUUGUUUCUCGUUUUCAAGUCGAAGAGUUACAUUUAACAUUAACGGAAGGACAAUGGAGACAUCAUCAAUGGGGAUAUCCAGUUUUGGACGCGGCACCUGGAGCCGAACUCUAUGCUUGGUUUUCACCUGAUGUUACCGAUGUGGAUACACAGUGGAAAAAGCUGAGUGCUACACUAUCUGGGCUCUUUUGCGCUUCACUUAAUUUUAUUGACAGCUUUAACACAGUCACGCCUCAGAUGGCUUUGUGGCCCAUGGGAGCAGUGAAAUCUAGUCAAAAUGUUACCUCUCAGUUGAGAUAUGCCUCAUUGCCCAGAGAGAUUGUAUGCACAGAAAAUCUGACACCAUGGAAAAAACUGUUACCAUGUGAAUCGAGUCGUGGGUUUUCUGCCCUGCUGAAUUCUAGAAUGAUCCAUAACACAAACUACCAUUCAGUAGGAGUUCAUGUGAGGAAAGUUUGUAAAUCCAGUGACUGUUUGGAGACCCAGCUUGAAUUUAAGCAAACAGUGGCUCUUAUUUAUGAUUAUGAGAUAAUCAAGAGUAAUGAUUGGUCAUUUAGAAAAUUAUUUGGUCAGGGUCUACCUGGAGCUUGUCCACUGUCUACAGACAGCAAGAUUUAUGUUGAUGUAACUUCUAACAGCACACAGCCAUUUACUCUGUCUCCACCACCUGACAAUAUUAUUUUGUCACAAAGAGGUAGAACUGACACCAAGUUGGCAGUGUACAAUAUACACCCUGAUGGAAAAAUGAUAAACAUAGGUGUGAAGCACAAGACCAAGUCACAGAUACCAGUGUCUAUACAUCCCCCUUUGUUUUUCAACCGCUAUGUCCUAGGUUAUGGCAAAGAGUUUGGUGGAAUUGUAACAGAGAUAACAAACAAUUGUUUGGCCCCUAUCAAUGUAGUUGUAUUGGAGAAUGCUCCAUGGUGGUUGCCAAUACAACUGAGUACUCUGAGAGUGAAUGGUGAAGCUGAAAGUAAAUUAGUCCAGUCUCAGUACUAUUCUCCUGGCCGCAGCAGGCAGAAGCCAUAUCACCUAGAGUUACUUAUCAAAUUACCUCCAAAGUCCACCACUACCAUCACUAUUGACUUUGAAUUUGUCUUUUUGAAGUGGCAGGAAUAUCCGCCUGAUGCUAAUCAUGGAUUCUAUAUUGGUUCAGCAUUGAUCUCGGCUAAUUUACCAACAGCCAGAAAUUACACGAGUCUGCCAAUUACUGGAACAACAUUUGAUUCUGUUAUAAAUGAUACCAAGUUAUGGUAUCCCAUUGUGUUCAGGACAAAUGGUGCUAUGGUUUCUCUGCCAACCCCAGACUUCAGCAUGCCAUACAAUGUCAUCUGCCUUGCCUGCACUGUAGUGGCAUUGGCAUUUGGUCCACUACAUAAUAUCUGCACCAAAGAGCUGGUACUCAAACCAUCAGGAACAUCUUUGUCUUUAACCCAAAAACUCUUGAAUUUAUUCAAGAAAAAGAAAGAUUAGUUAUUAUUUAUUUUUGUUUCACUGAAAGUAUUUAAUUUAAUUUAAGUAUUUGACUGAAUAAAUUAAUACAGUUUACUCUGUGAUUUUAUUGGAUAGAUUGUCAUAUUCCAAGCACAGGUCUCUGGCCCCCAGGAAUCGAAUGCGAUGUCCCUAAUAGGGAUGAUGACAGGGUAUGAAAUUUAAAAAUGUGAUUAGUUCGUCAGUUGGCUAAUG